AUGGCCGUGAGCGCGGCGGCCCCCCCCGCCGCCGAGCCGCUGCCCCGCAGCAUCUUCAAGAAGUUCCUGGUGAUGCUCUGCUCCCUGCUCAUGUCCCUCUACGUCUUCUACUGCCUGGCCGACCGCUGCCAGACGCUGCCCGGGCCCAUCAUCGCCGCGGGCGCCGCCUCGGAGGAGGAGGAGGGCGGCGGCGGAGGGUUGCUGGGGGGCUCGGCCGAGCUGCCCCCCUGGCAGGCGGCAGCGGCGCGGCGCAAGCGGCUCCUGCAGCGGCUGAAGCAGCGGCGGCGAAGGCAGGAGGCGGCGCCGGGCGCGGAGGUGCCGGGCGGGGGCGGCGGGAGCCGGGCCGGCGGCUCGGGCGGCGGGGGAGGCACGGCCGGCACCCUGACCCUGCUGCUGGGCGAGGGCAGCAAGCGGCUGCCGCAGGCCAUCAUCAUCGGCGUCAAGAAAGGGGGGACGCGGGCGCUGCUGGAGUUCCUGCGGGUGCACCCCGACGUGCGCGCCGUGGGCGCAGAGCCCCACUUCUUCGAUCGCAACUACGAGCGGGGACUCGCCUGGUACAGGGACCUGAUGCCCAGGACGCUGGAGGGGCAGAUCACCAUGGAGAAGACCCCCAGCUACUUCGUCACCAAGGAGGCCCCAGCCCGCAUCUCCUCCAUGUCCAAGGGCACGAAGCUCAUCGUGGUGGUGCGGGACCCCGUGACCAGAGCCAUCUCGGACUACACCCAGACGCUCUCCAAGAAGCCCGACAUCCCCACCUUUGAGAGCCUGACCUUCAAAAACAGGACUACGGGCCUGAUCGACACCUCGUGGAGCGCCAUCCAGAUUGGCAUCUACGCCAAGCACCUGGAGAACUGGCUCCUCUACUUCCCCAUCGGGCAGAUCCUCUUCGUCAGCGGGGAGAGGCUGAUCAGCGACCCCGCGGGGGAGCUGGGCAGGGUCCAGGACUUUCUGGGCCUCAAGAGGAUCAUCACCGACAAACACUUCUACUUCAACAAAACCAAGGGGUUCCCGUGCCUGAAGAAGGCGGAAGGCAGCAGCAAACCCCACUGCCUGGGGAAGACCAAAGGCAGGACCCACCCCGACAUCGACCAGGAGGUGGUGCAGAGGCUGCGGGACUUCUACCGGCCCUUCAACAUGAAGUUCUACCAGAUGACGGGGCAGGACUUUGGCUGGGACUGAGGCUGAAAAAAAAAAAUAAUUUAAGAAAAGGAAAAUAUAAUAUAAUAUAUAUAUUUUUUUUACGUAUCAGUAGAGAGGGGCGAAAUACAGAAAAAAAAAAAUAAUAGUUGUGCUGAAACAUGAUUUGCUCUGAUUUAUUCUUUUCUUUUAUCGCUGCUUUGGUUUCUUGCUUCUCUCAGAGAAGAGGUGAUGUGUCCACCCACAAAAAGGAGGUUGUGAAGAGCAACCUGGUCCUGCCGACAUCACCUGCAGCUUGGCUGCUUCCUUCCAUGG
Messenger RNA from Chiroxiphia lanceolata (lance-tailed manakin), 1452 nucleotides. RefSeq names its product heparan sulfate-glucosamine 3-sulfotransferase 3A1 (gene HS3ST3A1). Gene Ontology annotation, molecular function: [heparan sulfate]-glucosamine 3-sulfotransferase activity. The transcript has 2 exons. NCBI's taxonomy places the organism in Eukaryota, Metazoa, Chordata, Aves, Passeriformes, Pipridae. Bases 1 to 1179 code for a protein of 392 amino acids. The record is from RefSeq and is a predicted model, not a curated record.